UCUGACCUUGACAUUAUGCGGUUUGACAGGAAUUUUAUCUUUAGGACUUGUUCACUACCAUCACAUGUCACACAAAGAUCAAUCUGCUGCUUCCAAAGCACAGGAAGAUCCAGCAGUGUUAUUAACUUAAGAUGGAAAGAAGUCAGGCAAUGGCAAUUAAGCCGGAGAGGUUUCUUCAUGUGUAAAGUGCAGCAACAUGAUGCUACCUCUGAGGAAAAUGAAGAAAAUAUCUCACAAGCUACUUUGAUAUGGAGGGCAAUCAAACUGCCAAUAUACUCUGUAGCCUUAGUUCCUCUAACUGUGGGGAGUGCAGCUGCUUAUUUGCAGACAGGCCUCUUUUCUGCUAGGCGUUAUUUUAUGCUGUUGGCAUCUUCAGUUUUUAUCAUCACUUGGCUUAAUUUAAGCAACGACGUUUAUGAUUUUGACACAGGAGCUGAUAAGGACAAGAAAGAGUCAGUUGUGAACAUUGUUGGCAGCCGCACAGGAACAUUCAUUGCUGCUUGCUUGUUACUUGCCCUUGGUUUCUUGGGGCUUACUUAUACAUCUGUGGAGGCUGCAAAUCUACGUGCUAUAUUACUAUUAGCUUCUGCAAUUACUUGUGGUUACAUGUAUCAGUGCCCGCCGUUUCGGUUAAGUUACCAAGGUCUGGGGGAACCCUUGUGCUUUGCUGCAUUUGGUCCUUUUGCUACGACUGCCUUUUACUUGCUUCAAAGCAGCACCAGUGAGCUCCCAAUCACAUAUACAACACUUUCAGCAUCAGCACUUGUUGGUUUCACAACAUCACUUAUCCUGUUCUGUAGUCAUUUCCACCAGGUAGAAGGGGAUAAGGCCGUGGGAAAGUUUUCUCCACUGGUUAGGCUUGGUACAGGAGCUGGUUCUAGAGUUGUAAAAGUGGGUGUGGCAACACUCUAUUCAGGGAUGCUUCUUCUUGGUUUCACUCAAACACUUCCAUUUACAUGCAUUAUUCUUUGUGCUUUAACAAUACCAAUGGGAAAACUCGUAGUUAGCUAUGUGGAGAAGAACCAUAAGGACAAAUCAAAGAUCUUUAUGGCAAAGUAUUACUGUGUGAGACUUCAUGCUCUAUUUGGAGUGGCUCUGGCUGCUGGCUUGGUAGCAGCUAAAAUGGUUGCUAGAUAUCCUGUUCCAAAACCAAUAUUCUGAAUCAUAGAAUUC
Molecule: messenger RNA, 1173 nt
Organism: Solanum verrucosum
Lineage: Eukaryota; Viridiplantae; Streptophyta; Magnoliopsida; Solanales; Solanaceae
Product: 2-carboxy-1,4-naphthoquinone phytyltransferase, chloroplastic
Exons: 10
Coding region: 16-1161 (381 amino acids)
Biological process (GO): phylloquinone biosynthetic process
Cellular component (GO): membrane
Molecular function (GO): prenyltransferase activity
Source: RefSeq, a predicted model, not a curated record